CUGUGGCGAGAGCAACUGUUUGCUACUGCUCCUACAAAUCGUAGAUGAAAUUCGCUUCUAACGCCUUAUGCAACAGUCAUUUACCUACUUAUGAUGUCCACUUUGCCAAACUUUUCAACCUUGUACGAUAGUACUUUAAACUUUGGUGAUACUUAUCUGACACAAAAUGAACUGCACCUCACAAAUAACCCAAGUUUGCUUGAAGAUCUUGAACAAACUGUUGUGAAUCAAAUCGUAGACGACCAAUGGCAAGAGCUUUAUCCCUGCCACCGGUGGCAAAGCCUACACGAUUCACUGGAAAGCUUCCGUAACCGCGGAAUAGAAAACUGGACCAGCGAUGAUUGUUUCGAAUGGGCUCUGGCGGUGUGCAGAGCUGAGAAUCUACCGUACGAGAACUGUAAAAACUUCCACGUUUUCCGAUGCGUAACCGGAAAACAACUUCUUAGCUGGAAUCUCGGCGACUUCUCAGCCAACGUUGACUCCGAAUACGGCCCAGUGUUUUAUAAUAAAAUAAGAGAAGAGGGGCAGUCCAUGCUUGCAUCUGGUCUUCAGUACACUACCCUAAAAAACAUGGUAGAACCUAUUGAAUCGACACACAAUGAGGGUUCCUUGUUCUCUCACAAUGUAUCAUCAGUGCCAUCCAACAACGAAGAAUUUCAAGAUUAUAGAUGCAACGAUUACUUUUCAACUCUCAAGAACAUUGAAACACUUGAUUCAUCUUACUACAGCUGCAGCGAUGAUAUUGACACGAUGUUACAAAAUUAUGAAUCGGCUAUGACAUAUCCAUUCGAUGAAGAGUCCCAAAAAUAUAGAUCAGAAAAUUUUCUUGACACCUCCUUCGAAAACAGUCUGGACAACUCGUCGAGCGAUUUUGCUGAAGAAUUUUAUCAACGUUCAAGCUCGUCUUCACCUUAUGGUUAUGACACUAAUCCAAAUUCCCCGCCUGGACUCAUGAGCAACGUCCUUGAGCCUCGCAUUGAGAAGCUUAACCUUGAUGAAAUAUGGCAACCUGCAUCCGACGUCGCUGAGAUCGCGCAGGAAUCUUGGCCAAUGAAAGUCGAGCAAGUAGAACUGAAGGACGACAUCAUCAACUCCUCUCAUUGGUUCCAAAAAAUACCAUCGGGAGGCCUUCGCAAGAGCAGAUACCGAAAUCCAAAAAUAUGGGAAUUCAUAAUUCGCUUGCUGCAAGACCCUAGAACAAACCCACAGUUCGUGCGCUGGGAAGACGAGGCUCGAGGAACUUUCCGACUAAUGCAGAAAGAAAAGAUCAGCGCCGCGUGGGGUCGACGCAAAGGUUCUGACGGACAUAGCCUUCCUUAUGAGAGUGUUGCUCGAUUAUUGAGGCACUACUACAAGAAAAAUAUUCUGCUGCAAGUUCGCGAGAAGCAGAUGGUCUACCAAUUUGGACCCGAGAUCAUGAAACAAAUCAGCCAAGGAUACAAAUGGUAACUAAUAUUCAAUAACCAAGAAUUGUGUAUCGGUGCCAGUUGAGAUAAAUUUGCCUUUCCCAGUAGGUAGGUAAUAGAUUCAAAUUGCAGUUAUGUAUAAAAUUUUACUAGGUACCGUAUAUACUCGUUAUUCAGCACGAUGAAGCUCAUCAGUAAUCUAGCGUUCUUUAUGAUCCUCCAUGUACUUUUAAAAUUAGGAUCUCGUAUUGUUACCCGAUUUCGUAUCGUGACUUAAAAUGUGAAAUUACUCAUUCAUUCUGCCUACUGUUUGAUGUAGAAUGCAAUACAUGUGAUUAGUUUUAGGCAUUUAGAUUGUGAUUUUUAGCAACUCUCAAGGCAAUGCUCAUUCGUAAACGUACAAAUAAUGAAAUUAGUUGUUGUUGAUUAGUAGAAGAUAUAGAGAAUAAUUAAUUGAUUCAUUAAUUAUAUAUUCGUCUCCCUUGAAGUCGUCCGUAAAUUAGAACGCUCGCAAUAUCAAGCGAAAUCAUAGAUUUAAUAGAAUAGAAGUGUGGGAACUGAAGAA
This is a messenger RNA of Hyalella azteca, 1971 nucleotides long. RefSeq lists its product as uncharacterized. Gene Ontology annotation, molecular function: sequence-specific DNA binding; DNA-binding transcription factor activity, RNA polymerase II-specific. Gene Ontology annotation, biological process: cell differentiation; regulation of transcription by RNA polymerase II. Gene Ontology annotation, cellular component: nucleus. The transcript is spliced from 6 exons. Lineage: Eukaryota; Metazoa; Arthropoda; Malacostraca; Amphipoda; Hyalellidae. Bases 91 to 1449 code for a protein of 452 amino acids. The record is from RefSeq and is a predicted model, not a curated record.